Molecule: messenger RNA, 1692 nt
Organism: Macrosiphum euphorbiae (potato aphid)
Lineage: Eukaryota; Metazoa; Arthropoda; Insecta; Hemiptera; Aphididae
Source: the annotation of a GenBank genome assembly
AUGGAAUUGAUCGAAGUGGCACCAAAGCCCAACGACGCUGCAUUGGAAAUGCAAUGUUACUUGGAAGACGAUCCAGAGAAUAUGGAGUGCGUCGACGAUUGUGUGGCAUACGGUGUCAACGGAAAGCCACCGUCGUACCUGACACCGCUGUUGGCCGUACAGAACGUAGUGACCACUUUAUGUUGUUUGAUCUUCGUUUAUAAUAUUUUGGCCCCAAAACUGUGCAUGUUGCCAGAAGACCCGGCACGAGCACACUUGCUGGCCACGGCCGUCAUGAUGGCCGGCAUCGGAACCGUGUUGCAGACAAUUUUGGGUGUCAGGCUUCCGAUCGUGCAGACCAGUGGAUUUGUGUUCCUUUCCUGCACACUACCCAUAUUGGAUUUGCCGGAAUGGAAGUGUAAUAGCAACAUCGAUCUGUUCACGAUGGGUCCUGAGGCCCGUACGCAGGUAUGGCAUCUCCGUGUUCGGAACAUUCAAGGCGCUAUGAUCAUCGUCGGUAUCAUUCAAAUGUUUUUGGGAUACUCUGGAAUUGUCGGAAAAUCGCUGAAAUACAUCACGCCUCUGACCGUAGUGCCAACUAUGUGCCUCAUAGGUCUGUCGGUCAUCGAAAAGGAGUGUUUUCUCAUGUCAGGAAAUUGGACUACAGCCAUCAUGACUCUAUGUUUACUGACACUAUUCUCGCAAUAUUUGCGAAAAGUCGCCAUUUCCUUGCCAGUAUACUCGUAUAAAGGUGGACUGUUCAUAGUGCGGUUGAAAAUUUUCGCACUGUUUUCGAUAUCACUCAGCGUUAGCAUUAUGUGGUUCGUGUGUGUUUACCUGACUGCCAAUAAUAGUCUAUUACCAACGAACCCGGCGAACACAGAAUUGAAGGCCGGAGUAUUGCGCAACGCACCGAUGUUACGAAUUCCUUACCCUUUUCAAUGGGGUUGGCCGACAGUUAGCUUGACGUCGAUAUUGGCCAUGUUACCCGCGCUAUUCGUCAACAUUGUAGAGUCUGUCGCCAAUUAUUACACAUGCGCGAGAUUUGCCAAUUUGACAAAGCCUCCACCCAAUGCGGUAAAUCGGGGUAUCGGCAUCCAAGGUAUCAGUACGAUUUUUGCCGGUUUCUUUGGUACAGGUUCCGGGGUUAGCUCAUCCAGCGAAAAUGUGGGAAACAUUGGCAUCACCCGAGUGUGCAGUAGAAACGUGAUUGGACUCGCAGCCUGUAUAAUGAUCGUCGCGUCCAUGCUUACCAAAUUCAUCGCACUGUUAGUGACUUUACCGGAUCCAGUACUCGGCGCCAUGACGUCGGUGUUACUCGUGCUAAUCGGAGCCGUAGCGCUGUCUAAUCUACAGUUCAUAAAUCUCAACUCGUUAAGGAACAUGUAUAUUCUCGGAUUGUCAAUAUUUUUUGGAUUGGCGGUUCCUAAGUACUUAUCAACGGUACAAGGUAAUAUUAUAAACACCAAAUACGAAACCGUCAACAACGUCCUGAUUGUGUAUCUGUCCUCUGGAAUAUUUAUUGGCGGAUUUAUUGGUUUUAUUUUAGAUAACACAAUUCCAGUCGAUGACAAUGACGCCAUGAACAGUAACGGGUACCACAAUCCCAACGACGAACUCAAGUUUUCCAACAAAACCGACGACGAACAAGUAUACAAGAUUUCAGAUCGCCUCUACGAUAAAAUUAAUUAUUGUUUAUCAAUUUUCAUCUAA